AAGAAGAAGUGGGAGCCCCCACUGCCAACCCGCGUUGGGAAGAAGAAGAUGAGGAAAGGCCCUGAUGCUUCAUCAAAGCUGCCUGCUGUAUUCCCUACAACGCGCUGCCGCCUGAAGAUGCUCAAGAUGGAGCGUAUCAAGGACUACCUACUGAUGGAGGAAGAAUUCGUAGUGAAUCAGGAAAGACUAAAGCCUCAGGAAGAAAAAACACAGGAGGAAAGAUCCAAGGUGGAUGAUCUCCGAGGCACACCUAUGAGUGUUGGUACGCUUGAGGAAAUCAUUGACGAUGAUCACGCUAUCAUUUCGACCAGUAAUGGACCUGAAUAUUAUGUCAGCAUUUUGUCGUUUGUGGAUAAAGAUUUGCUUGAGCCCGGAUGCUCGAUUCUACUGCAUCACAAGACGAUGUCGGUUAUUGGUGUUCUUCAAGAUGAUGCUGACCCUAUGGUCAGUGUCAUGAAAUUGGAGAAGGCGCCUACAGAGUCAUAUGCAGAUAUUGGUGGUUUGGAAGCGCAGAUUCAGGAGAUCAAGGAAGCUGUCGAGCUGCCCUUGACCCACCCUGAGUUGUAUGAGGAUAUGGGAGUCAAGCCUCCUAAGGGUGUUAUCCUAUAUGGUGUACCAGGAACAGGCAAAACAUUGCUUGCGAAAGCUGUUGCCAACCAGACAUCAGCUACAUUCUUGCGUGUGGUUGGAUCAGAGUUGAUUCAAAAGUAUCUCGGGGACGGUCCUAAGCUAGUGCGUGAGUUGUUCAGAGUUGCAGAAGAAAAUGCUCCUUCGAUUGUGUUUAUCGAUGAAAUCGAUGCCAUUGGAACUAAAAGAUAUGACUCCAACUCUGGAGGAGAGCGAGAAAUUCAGAGAACAAUGUUGGAGCUACUGAACCAGCUGGAUGGAUUCGAUUCUCGAGGAGACGUCAAGGUCAUCAUGGCCACCAACCAAAUCGAAUCUUUGGACCCUGCACUCAUUCGUCCAGGACGCAUUGACCGUAAGAUCGAAUUCCCUAUGCCAGAUGUUAAGACCAAGCGUCGUAUCUUCAACAUCCACACUGGACGUAUGCAGCUUGCUGAUGACGUUGACCUUGAGGAGUUUGUUAUGUCCAAAGACGAGCUCUCCGGAGCAGAUAUCAAGGCUGUUUGUACGGAAGCCGGUUUACUGGCUUUGCGAGAGCGUCGUAUGAAGGUCAAAGCGGAUGAUUUUAAGAAGGCGAAAGAGAAAGUGUUGUAUAGGAAGAAUGAAGGCACACCUGAGGGACUGUACCUAUAA
Messenger RNA from Lobosporangium transversale, 1257 nucleotides. Its product is annotated as 26S proteasome subunit P45. NCBI's taxonomy places the organism in Eukaryota, Fungi, Mortierellomycota, Mortierellomycetes, Mortierellales, Mortierellaceae. Gene Ontology annotation, cellular component: proteasome regulatory particle, base subcomplex. Gene Ontology annotation, molecular function: ATP hydrolysis activity; proteasome-activating activity; ATP binding. The transcript has 4 exons. The record is from RefSeq and is a predicted model, not a curated record. Gene Ontology annotation, biological process: proteasome-mediated ubiquitin-dependent protein catabolic process. The annotation marks the transcript as partial.